AUGCUGCAUCGAUCUUCAAGACGGUUUUUAUCCACUCAAAGAAAAGGUCCCGGUCCUGCUGUGCAGAAGCUGAUUGCAAUUGGCGAGAAAUGGAAACAGAAGACCAUCCGUGGGUUCCCCAAACAAGAAGGCCAAGAUAAAGGGUCAAAAUAUAUCUUGUGCCAGUUUCCGUAUCCCUCCGGAAUGUUACAUAUAGGACACCUUCGAGUGUAUGUUAUUAGCGAUUCCUUAAAUAGAUUUUACAGGCAAAGAGGCUACGACGUGAUACAUCCAAUGGGGUGGGAUGCUUUUGGAUUACCUGCCGAAAAUGCUGCUAUCGAAAGGGGUAUUAACCCUGCCAUAUGGACCAGAGAGAAUAUUUCAAAAAUGAAACAACAAAUGGAAAGUAUGCUGGCCAAUUUUGACUGGGACCGAGAACUAGCCACAUGUGAUCCUGAAUAUUAUAAAUUCACUCAGUGGAUUUUUUUAAAACUGUUCGAAAAUGGCUUGGCUUACCGCAAGGAGGCUGAAAUUAAUUGGGAUCCUGUUGAUAAGACGGUCUUGGCUAAUGAACAAGUAGAUGCCCAGGGCCGUUCUUGGAGAUCAGGAGCAAUUGUAGAGAAAAAGCAACUUAAGCAAUGGUUCUUGGGAAUAACAAAAUUUGCUCCUAAAUUGAGAAAACACUUGAGUCAAUUGAAGGACUGGCCUUCCAAUGUGAAACAAAUGCAAAAUAAUUGGAUAGGUGAAUCUCUAGGUACAGAACUGAUCUUUAAAGUUACCGAUUCCAGAUUUGAAGAUUUAGUAGUGUUUACAACAAGACCUGAAACCUUAUUUGCGGUGCAGUACGUGGCUCUAGCAUUGGAUCAUCCAGUGGUACAGAAGUAUUGUGAGACGAUACCCGAUUUGAAAGACUUUUUGAGCAAAUGUAAUAUAUUGCCAGACGAUACAAAAGAAGGAUUCCAUUUGCCUAAUAUAAGCGCCGUCAACCCCUUGACGAAGGAGGAAGUUCCCAUUUUUGUAGCUCCUUAUGUUAUCAGUGGCUAUGGUUCUGCACCAAGUGCGGUGAUGGGUUGUCCAGGCCAUGAUAGUCGAGAUUUUGAAUUUUGGAAACAAAAUUGUCCCGGACAGCACAUUAAAACAUGUAUAACACCUUUCUUUGACGAUACUUCCAAAUUAUCUGAAAAAGAAAAACAAGAAUUAAUCGAAACUGUUCCAUUUACGUCCACUGAUGGUGUUCUGACUAAAGUAAGUGGCGAUUACUCAGGAGUCUUUACUGGGGUGGCAAGAAAGUCAAUAAUGGGGAAACUGCAUACCGAAAAAUUAUCCAAAAAUGUCGUUAGGUAUAAGAUCAGAGAUUGGUUAAUAAGUAGACAAAGAUAUUGGGGUACUCCAAUCCCUAUCGUCCACUGCGAUAGUUGUGGGCCUGUUCCUGUUCCAGAAAGUGACCUGCCUGUCAAACUGCCUGAUAUUAAGGAAUUGAAUACGAAAGGGAACCCGUUAUCAACAAUCAAAGAGUUUGUAAAUGUUGAUUGCCCUUCCUGUGGAAACCCCGCCAAAAGAGAGACGGAUACAAUGGAUACUUUUAUUGAUAGUUCUUGGUAUUAUUUCAGAUAUCUGGACCCGAAAAAUACAUCAAAACCGUUUGAUCGCGAAAUCGCAAGCAAGCAUAUGCCCGUCGAUAUUUACAUUGGCGGAGUAGAACACGCCAUUUUGCAUUUGUUAUAUUCAAGAUUUAUAGCCAAAUUUCUUGGAUCCAUCAAUGCAUGGGACGAUCCCACUGGAAUGUUUGAGCCUUUUAAAAAACUAGUCACACAGGGAAUGGUUCAAGGUAAAACCUAUAUUGAUCCCGACACUGGGCGGUUUUUGAUGUCUGAUGAGUUGGAAUAUAUGAAUAACUCUUCGGACAGUAAUUCUGUAAUCAUCAAAGCAAACGGCAAAGUACCGAUGGUAUCUUAUGAAAAAAUGUCAAAAUCAAAGCAUAACGGUGCUGAUCCUAAUGAAUGUAUCUCAAAGCACGGACCCGAUGCUACAAGAGCACACAUUCUUUUCCAAAGUCCCGUUGCAGACGCUCUCAAUUGGGACGAAUCCAAGAUUGUCGGUAUUGAACGUUGGUUGCAAAAGGUUCUUGCUUUGACUAAAAAUAUUCUUAACCUUAAGGAGAAUCUGACAAUCAGUAAAGAGUACAAGACACCAACAGAUCUGAACGAUGCGGAGGUAAAACUUCACAAUGAUGUACAACGUUACUUGAAGUCAAUAACGGAAUCCUUUGAGAUUCAUCUUUCAUUGAAUACUGUAAUAUCAGACUAUAUGAAAUUAACCAAUAUUUUAGAGGCUGCAUUGAGGAAAGGUGAAAUAAGAAAUGAAAUGAUGGUACAGAAUUUACAAAAAUUGGUUAACAGCAUCUACCCUGUGGUCCCAUCAAUUUCAGAAGAGGCGGCAGAAAUGAUUAGCUCUCAAAUGGAAUGGAACCAAUACCAGUGGCCAGCAGUUGAGCGCGCUACUGAAUCCCAAUUUAAGAAAUUCCAGAUUGUUGUAAAUGGUAGGGUCAAAUUUAUGUACACAGCAGAUAAGAAUUUUUUCAAAUUGGGUAGAGAUGCUGUUAUUGAAACUUUAAUGAAGUUACCAGAAGGUAGAAUGUAUCUAAUGAAUAAGAAGAUCAAAAAAUUCGUUAUGAAGUAUAAUGUGGUUAGUUUCUUAUUCCAUAAAUAA
Molecule: messenger RNA, 2688 nt
Organism: Saccharomyces eubayanus
Lineage: Eukaryota; Fungi; Ascomycota; Saccharomycetes; Saccharomycetales; Saccharomycetaceae
Gene: NAM2
Product: leucine--tRNA ligase NAM2
Exons: 1
Coding region: 1-2688 (895 amino acids)
Biological process (GO): mitochondrial translation; leucyl-tRNA aminoacylation
Cellular component (GO): mitochondrion
Molecular function (GO): leucine-tRNA ligase activity; ATP binding; aminoacyl-tRNA deacylase activity
Source: RefSeq, a predicted model, not a curated record